Electrophorus electricus (electric eel) is the source of this 1209-nucleotide messenger RNA. It is a transcript of the gene nanog, whose product is annotated as nanog homeobox. Gene Ontology annotation, molecular function: RNA polymerase II cis-regulatory region sequence-specific DNA binding; DNA-binding transcription factor activity, RNA polymerase II-specific. Gene Ontology annotation, biological process: regulation of transcription by RNA polymerase II. Lineage: Eukaryota; Metazoa; Chordata; Actinopteri; Gymnotiformes; Gymnotidae. The record is from RefSeq and is a predicted model, not a curated record.
AUGGCGGAUUGGAAAGUGCCGUUGACUUACAACUACAACCCAUCCUAUCACGCAUAUGCGUAUGGGUUAGUGUAUCCUCAAGGAACGGAGCAAAGUCAUCCCAACGUGGGCUGGGCGGAGGCCGCGUACGGUCCCCCGGCUGGCUUGAACGGCGGCUACUAUUCCUCUCCAGCAACGUCGACAUCUCCACCAGAGAUCACGGAGUUAGCCAGCACGAAUAUUAACGGACAGUACCCGAACCCGGCGGCGUACUACAGAGACCCGCAGACGCACACGCAGAACGGACGGCUUUUCCUCUCGCAUAACGGGGUUCAUUAUGGACAACAGAUGAAGGCCCGGGAUCGCGCCGGGAGUGACGCGCCCAGCGACUCGGAGGCGCACACACCAGAUUCUUGGAGCUCUGGUAGCAGCCGCGGUGGGGGCAAUCCCCAAGGCGACCUCGAUGUCCCGCCGUGGAUCAAGAAGGAGCGGGCGUAUGAAACGGACAGCGGCAGCUCUGACGGCAGCGAAGUUGUUUCUAGCUCCCGUUCAGUGGCGACAGAAGCAUCAACGAGUCUAAAUUUGGGAGGCGACGGCUUGCUCCCAGCACCCACUGUGGUACCGUCUCCUCCCGAGCAACCGCCGGCGCAGCCCCGGAAGGCCAAAGCGCGAACUGCGUUCUCGGAAGGGCAGAUGAACGCACUGACCGACCGGUUCAACGUGCAGAGAUACCUUACACCCGCAGAGAUGAAGACUCUAGCCGGAUUGACUGGGCUCACUUACAAACAGGUGAAAACCUGGUUUCAAAACCGCAGAAUGAAACUGAAGAGACACCAGAAAGAUAAUAGCUGGGUGUCGGAGAGAUACAUUUCUACUGGGAUCACAAAUGCCUCAACCCCACAUUCUCAGUUCCAUGUAGAUGCUCCAGUGCCGAGCCAAGACCUUUACAUGAACACCCAGUUCAGAGAUGCUGUCUUCAGUCAGAGUUCCCCGCAAGUAUCCUCCUUCUACCCUGGCUAUAACCUGCCUCUUUCCCCUUCUCAGGUCUCCACUAGGCCCCAGGGAAACUGGCCCCUGCCCCCAGCUGUGAUGCACUAUGAGUUUCCUAACCCCUCCAGUUAUGUGCCAGCCAAUGGGAGCACUGGCUUUAACAGUGAUGGUGCUGUUGAUCCAGGCACCAACGCUACGCAAAUGACCACGACGCACACGGUCACCCAGUGGUCAUCUUGA